This is a messenger RNA of Cercopithifilaria johnstoni, 1827 nucleotides long. The record is from the annotation of a GenBank genome assembly. NCBI's taxonomy places the organism in Eukaryota, Metazoa, Nematoda, Chromadorea, Rhabditida, Onchocercidae.
AUGGUGAAAAUAGGUUUGCAGGAGUGUGCUAUGUCCAAUGGUGGACCUACUGACAUCCAGCCAAGAGCUAAUAGUACGACGACAUGUCACCGAGAUCCUAAUUUGGAUUGCGAUACCGCUGAGAAGUUAACCAAACCGAUGGUUGUUGGAAGUGAUUCGCCGCUCAAAAGCUUUGGAGAGAGAAAAAGUCGAGAGAGGAAUAUGAAGAUAGCUUGGGAGCAUCAGAUAUUCAAAAACAUCGAAUCAGCAUUGAGUGAUAGUGCGAAAAGGAAAUCGCUGGAGCAAGGGAAGAAAGGAAGACAGCCUCUUAAUAGAUUGCAAGUCAGGAAAAUGGUGCUGCCAAGUAGGCUCACCAAUUCAGAAACACGGAAACCUGUAGGUUCCUCCAUGAUAAGUGCGGACGAACUCAUCAGUCUAUUCGACCUUGCCGUUGAUGGUCAUUGUUCGAUGCACGACAAAUUCAAAAGUACAAUGAAUGAUAGAAAUUUAUGUCUCAGUGAUGAAGACUGGAAUCGGUUUGCUUGUCACGUUGCAAGUAUUGCAGUACAGGAGGUCAGAGGAUUUGCAAUAACCGCUACCAUUAUGGCUGUCAGACAAAAAGGCUUUCGAUCAGCUUUUGCGCAAGAAAUUAAUGUUUUAAUGUCAAAUUACGUCUUAGUUGGAGGAAAAGCUGGGCAAGGAGUCCCUGAACUUGUCGCAUACCUUUUAAUUGCUAAUUGGCCUCGAGAACAUGACCGAUAUGAUCUCGAGUCAAAUGACAUUUUGUUCUGUAUCAUUUCAUCAAUUAAGGGAUGGCUGGAAACAAUAAUUGGCGAGGCAAAUGAGAUCGAAGAGAUUGAAUCGAACUGCGCUUGUGCACUGUAUGAGGUGUGUCAUUUCGCGCAACGAAAACUUUGGCUGAAAUGGCCAGAAUUAGUAGAUGAAUGUUAUGCCGCUGUAAGAGAUGGUAUAACCUUAAAUAUCACAUUAACCAAGGAAGCACGGAAAGCAUUAUUAGAUACCAUGAUUAUGAUGCACGAGUGGACUAGUCGGCAUGCAAAAACAUUGGUUAAUGUCAGCACACAAACUUGUAGAACUCAGACAAACAGGUCCACUGUAUCAGACAAAUGGGCGGGUCAGGCGCACAAUUACAAUGAGCGCAGACGUCGUGUCAUCCCUGCACCAAAUUACGGAGGAGGGGCAAUUGACAACCAGUUGUCUGUCUGUCUGUGUGUCGCUGUAGGACAUCUCCGGGGACGAUCCUCUAUGUUGUGGCAAAAGCCAGUAGAUCACUGCUUACUGCGACGGGUUCGCCCUCCUGAACCUGAAUCUGAGCAUUGCUUGUUGGGCAGUGAGCCUACUUGUUACUCUACCGCUAAGUUACCCUCACCACAACGACAACACAUCGAUGCUUUAUUGAAGCGAUUAAAGACAAAACUUGCUUGUGAACCUGAAGAUCAUGCUAAUGGAAUAGAUGAUGAAUGUUGUGUAUGUGUGCAGCGGCGUGCAUCAGUUCGAGCCUUUCCUUGCAGUCACAAAGUGUUCUGUCGGAACUGUGCUGUCCAGUUAAUUGAACAUGCAAUCAACGAGAACAGAAUGCGGAUGAGCUGCAUAAUUUGUCGCCGUGAUAUCGCAAGGUUGCAGUAUAGUCGACCGUCGCGGUCUGCACAAAUUCGUAAGCAGCAGGCGCUUCUUGACGACAAUCACAGUAGGAACGGUACUACUGCCACUGCUACUUUUACUGCUGUUCGUGUUUUGAAUAACGCAAUUUGGCGUAAUCCCGAAGUUUUUUCCAAAUAUCCAUGUCAAACUUUCCCUACGCGUAUUACUCUUUCAUCUUCUCAAUGA